Molecule: messenger RNA, 792 nt
Organism: Chlorella variabilis
Lineage: Eukaryota; Viridiplantae; Chlorophyta; Trebouxiophyceae; Chlorellales; Chlorellaceae
Exons: 4
Source: RefSeq, a predicted model, not a curated record
AUUGUGGAGGACCUUCGGCAGCAGGAGCGAGAGGUGUCGGCGGCGCUGCGGCGUGCGGGGCGUGGCAGCGAGCUAGUGGGGCAGGCCCGCUGGUGGGCUGAGCCGCAGGCGCAUGGGCAGCAGGCCGCCGCAGAGGCGGCUGCGGAGAAGCGGCAGGCGGCGGCCGCGGCGGCGGCGGCCACUCGAGAGGUCGAUGCCGCGGCGCACGCCACCGCGGUGCAGGCAGCAAGCCGCGCCGAGACGGCGGCGGCGGCCGAGGGCGGCGGCGGCGGCGCAGGCCGGCAUGCAGGAAGUGAAGCGCAACAGCAGCAGCAGCAGCAGCAGCAGCCAGGCGUCCCGCCCCCCUCCACCUCCACCUCCCCAGCCGACAGCUCCUGGCAGUGGCAGGCAGUGGGGCGGUGGGCGGAGCGGGUCAGCGGCGAGCUGCGUGCGGCCAUAGGCCAGGUGGAAAGGCUUGAGAAGGACCGGCACCACGAGGCGGCGGUGGCGGCGCUGCACGAGGUGCUGGAGACCUACACAGACGUCACGCGCUUCCCCAGGCCGCAGCGCCCCGAUGCCGUGGUGAUUGUGGGGGCCCAGCACGACGCCUACGUCUCCCCGCAGAGCGUGCUGGAGCUGCAGCAGCACCUGACCGGCAGCGAAGUCAGGUGGGUGCCCGGCGGCCAUGUGACCAGCUUCCUGCUCCACCACGGCUCCUUCCGCCGCGCCAUCGCCGACUCGCUUGCCAAGCUGGCGCAGCCGCCGCCGCUGGUGGUGCCCCAAGCCGGCCAUUUGAUGAGCAGCAGCAGCUGA